This is a messenger RNA of Lycium barbarum (goji berry), 890 nucleotides long. RefSeq lists its product as uncharacterized. Lineage: Eukaryota; Viridiplantae; Streptophyta; Magnoliopsida; Solanales; Solanaceae. The record is from RefSeq and is a predicted model, not a curated record. The transcript has 2 exons. Bases 123 to 803 code for a protein of 226 amino acids.
UCGAUCCUUCCAAGAGAUGAGAUAUGGGAGCAGAGAAAAGAAUUUCACAUAACGGGACAGGACAAGAGAAAGGAAGUGCUUUCUUUCUCUAAUAUCUUUCCCAUUAUAUUUUCUACUCAUUCAUGGGAAGGAAAAUUCCUUUGGGAGAGGUUCAUCCCAAUCAUCCUCUCAUUUAUUUCUUAUUUCUAACUGCUAGCAUUGCUGCAGUCAUUGGUAUAGUUUCAUCUCUUUGUGGUCUUUUGGAAAGAAUUAAAGGAUCCCCUACAGGGGCAGAGCCAGGAGGUAUCAAAGAAAAUGCAGUUGUUGUUAGGACUUCCUCGAAUGAGCCAGAAAAUAAUGCAACAAUAUCAGAUGCAAAUAAUGAGGAAUUAUCAACUGAUAAAAAAAGUGAGGAAAAUAUCUUGCAACAACCAUUGCCACCACCGCUAGCUCUGAGGACAGUCGCUUCUCAUAAUUUAAGGACUAAUUCAAUGGCACCUACUCGAGUUUCCAGGUCGAAUUCAAGCAUAAAAUCUCUACAGAGAAAAUUAAGUACAAGUAUGAGCAUGAAGGCAUUCUCGGGUGCAUUAACACAUCGUCAUGAAAAAAUUAAUUCAAAGUUGAUGAAACACGAAGACUCGAUCUGGAAGAAGCAAAUCAUCUUAGGAGAGAAAUGUAAAGUCCCAAAUCAUGAUGAAGAUGACGACACGGUUCUAUAUGAUGAAGAUGGGAAUAGAAUCUCAACUUAUCAUCCCAAACAACUCAAUGUCAUGUCCAUAUCGAGGCAAUCAUCAGAGAUAGAUGCAAAUGCAAUUCCAAAAUGAAGAAAAAUGAUAUAUGUAAAGAAGGAAAGAAACUAGGUAGGAAUGAAACACAAAACUUAUGUAUAGAACAAUUUUGUUUCUUCUGAA